AUGGCUCCGGAGUUGAAUUGGAGCAAUGAAGAGUGGCGGAGGUUGCAGACCUCUCUCUUUGCGGUGAGUUUGAUCACCAUGGUGUCUGUCUGCGGCUGGAAGCACUUUCUAAUCCGCCUGUCGGAGUUGACGCAGGAGCAAUGGGAGCAGGUAGUACGUGACACUCGGAGGUCCCGAGAGGACAUCGAUGCUGCUCUAGACGCGAUGCUGAAGCGACAGGACCUCCCUGGUGGAAGAGUACCUGUCCAGACCACCGAGAGGCUCUUCAGAGAAUCGAUUCCUUUCCUCCGAGAUCUGUUCUCACAGCCAAAGGAGGAAGGGCCUUCGGUGCCCACCCCGCGGCUCGAGAAGAUCCUUCUUGCGAUAGAAAGUUUCAACUUUGCCACGUUGCCCUACGAUGACCUGUUCUUGGUCUGGGAUAGGAUCGGCAGGAGUCAAGGUCUCAUCCGAGGGCACGAGUGCGUGCGCUGCGUUUACUCUGUGCUGGGUCAGAUCACCCACACUCAGGUGCAACGCAUGGACGCAUCCGCCCAGAAACAGCACAGGGCAUCAGUGACGGAGCACAAGAUUCUCAAUCCGCCUGCCCGCCGCCAUGCAAAGCGAAGUGAAGGAGGAGGAGGAAACGUAGUGUGGACAACGGACAAGCUGAAGGGAGACAACAGCAGUGCUUCACUGAAGCUUGCGCGCCCGUCGUCGGCCAACGCUUCCCAGGCGUCGAGUAGGAAUUCUCGUCCGGCGUCAGGUGGAAGCCUGCCGGAGAAUGGCAGCAAGGCGACAGAAGGGAUACAAAAGUCCAAGGUGGAGGAUCAGCGUAGCAGUCAGAAUGUGAAGAGGCAGGUGGGAGGUGGGGGGGGGAAGACCAAGGGGUCACCGGAUCCGAGCGAGGCAGCUGGGUCGGGGAAGGUCGGGGAUGAUGAGCUGACGACGAGGAACGAGGGGCACGCGAGCGACGGAGGGAGUGAGGAUGAGGCACCUUCAUUCUCCUCCAGCUCGUUCUCCGCUGCUGCAGCUGCUGAUGGGCAGGGCAACGACGGUCUCCUGCUCGGGUCCAACGCGCUGUUGGGUGGAGGGAGUGUGGCGUGGUCGAGGAGGAGGCUCCGCGAAGUCUCUUCGGAACGAAGGAUGCCAGAGCAGAAGCCGAUGCUUCCUGUAGCGAGCGGAAAGGGAGGGAAAGUCUCAGGCCUUGCUGGAGACCCUGAGAUCAUCUUUAACCUCGGUGGCCCCAUCCUCUUCACCGCCCCUCACAGCCUAAACAUCGUCCGAGGAGGAAAGGACGGAGAGCGGAAGAGAAUUCACAAGAGAGAGAAGUUCUCCUCUGAGAUCGUUUUGAAGCUUGCCGCCUUCCUCGAACCUUACCUGGGAAAGGCUCAGUCGCCCUUCUCCCCGUGGCAUCACGCCCUCCAUCUCUUCAAGGAUCACUGGCGCUCGAGCAGGGAGAAGCUCAACCGAGAGGAGCAGCAGCUCCCGCAGGACAGCAGCGAGAGUCAGAGAGUUGGAGAGGACAGGAGAGAAAUCGCGGGGAGUCGCGCAGUGGGAGAGGAGAAGAAGGAGUCAGCAGGCUCACUCGCGCCACCUGCGCCCAUCUUUCACGUGGAUAUUCACGGCAAGAUGGAUCGCAAGGACAACCUCGACUUGGAUAUCGGCAUGGGCCCGAUGGAGAAUUGCUGGGCUGCAAAGGGAGACUCCGAGAAGCAUGCAGAGUUCGUCGCACUCAAAGAGCAUCUCGCUUCGGGGAUGCGAGAAGCGUUCAAGGGGGUGAAGGGGAAGCAUUUUCUGGUGCAUGGAAAGAUGAUGCCCAUGACUGUGGAGGAGGAUCCGUACCUGAACGCCUACUGGGGGGGAAGCACAUUCGAGACGAUCUCACAUCAAUCUGUCAACCUGAGAAUCCCGGCAAUCCAACUUGAAAUCCCGCUAACAAUGCGACGAGAGCUUGUUCGCAAUGACGAUCUCUUCGGGCGUUUUGCCCUCGCCAUCUUCCACUCCUACAAGUACAUGGUCAGCUCCUUCAAGAGCUGGGAGGAGGACGCAAGUUCCUCGCCGCCUGUCUGCGGCUGCGCGCGACAUCUGACAGGGGAGAGGACGGCUGAGAUCCGCUCGCAGCUCAUGCAAGACAGCGAACCUGCCUGCAAGACGCUGGAGGAGGUGGAGCUUGCCUUGCGAGAGCUGAAUCACCUGGAGCGGACCAUUGUCGAGAAACAAAUCUAG
Molecule: messenger RNA, 2205 nt
Organism: Guillardia theta CCMP2712
Lineage: Eukaryota; Cryptophyceae; Pyrenomonadales; Geminigeraceae
Exons: 24
Coding region: 1-2205 (734 amino acids)
Source: RefSeq, a predicted model, not a curated record